GCUUGUUCUGCCAUGGACGCAUUGCCGGAAGACUGUGUUCAUGCUAUCCUGUCAUACACAUCUCCCGCAGAAGCUUCCAGAUGCUCCGUCGUCUCUUCCACCUUCCUAUCUGCUUCUGUCUCCGACAUGGUGUGGGAGAGCUUCUUGCCCUCUGAUUACGACGACAUUGUGUCCAGAGCCCUCGUUCCCCUCCGUUUCUCCUCCAAGAAGGACCUCUUCUUCGCCCUGUCUCGCCCACUCCUCAUCGAUGGGGGUAAUAAGAGCUUCAACUUAGACAAGAAGUCUGGCAAGAUAACUUACAUUCUCUCCGCAAGGGAGUUAUGCAUAAGCUGGAGCGACGACCCUCUGUUAUGGAGCUGGAUACCAUUGCGCGAAUCAAGAUUUCCAGUGGUGGCAGUGCUAAGAACAGUGGGCUGGCUGGAAAUAGAAGGAAAAAUCAGAACAGGAAGCUUAUCACCGAGCACGUGGUAUGGAGCAUAUAUGAUAAUGAAGGUAUCGGAGCGUGCAUAUGGGCUUGAAUCCGCAGUAUCCAGAGUGAGAGUCCAAGUGGGAAGCCAAGUGAAGAGCGGAAGGGCAUAUCUGUGGCAUGAACCUGAGCAGACGAAGAUGAUUAAGGAGUUGUUUUACGGAGAAAGGAGAGAAAUUGAAGAAGAAAGGGUUGGGAUUCCACGCAAAAGAGGAGACGGGUGGAUGGAGAUAAAGGUGGGGGAAUUUUUCUGUCGGAAAAGUGAUGAGGAGGUGAAGAUAAGGGUGACGGAAUUGGGCUAUCAAUUAAAAGGAGGGCUUAUCCUUGAAGGCAUCGAAGUCAGACCCAAACAAUAUUGAGCUUCACAUUUCCUUGCUAAAACUCGGUUAUUAUGAUUCGUGUUCUUUGCUCGUCCUUCCUUGAAAGCACUGGCAUAAAAACAAGAUGUACGCGUGAUGUGAUUAUGGAUUUGUGAUCCAUGUCU
Molecule: messenger RNA, 950 nt
Organism: Neltuma alba
Lineage: Eukaryota; Viridiplantae; Streptophyta; Magnoliopsida; Fabales; Fabaceae
Product: F-box protein PP2-B15-like
Exons: 3
Coding region: 13-825 (270 amino acids)
Molecular function (GO): protein binding
Source: RefSeq, a predicted model, not a curated record